GUCACGUGUCACAUGAUGCUAUACGGAAGUAUCAAACGUCUAUUGUACUGUUAACGGGUCGAUGCAGUCUAUUUUAACGUUUAAGGGCUGAUUUUUAGUAGAAACGACGGCGGUAAAGACUGUAUGAGAAAGUAUUUGAGCUAGUACAAAAAGAAGACAUGGGUGUGUCCGAAUUGGAGGAAUCUUCUCAGCUACUGGACGAAAAGCUGCUCGGUUUCAUGGAGCAGCUGGAGUUACUGGAGGAGAAACGAGCCACUCUCAACUCUCUCAUAGAGCAGGGAUGGUUUUCCAUGUCCAAGGCUCGAUAUUCCAUGGGAAACAAACAAGUCUCCGCACUUCAGUAUGCGAGCGAGAUAGAGCCACUGGUCUCCGUUCAUACUAGAACUCUUGACAGUGGUGAGGUGGAUUUCUGCACAGAAAGGGUUAAACAAAAGUGUAACAAUGAGGCUGGAACAGAUGCAAGGUCAAUAGAGGAUAUUGGACCUCAAGAAGAAGGUGUCAGGAGGAGAAUCAAACCAAAAACGGAUAUCACAGAGAAAAAAGAAAGUGAAGAAGCAAGUAGUGAGAAAGCUCCUGAAGUAACUCCAGUAAGAAAAUGUGACCAGAAUCCUCAGCAAGAUCCACUGAAAUGGUUUGGGAUUCUGGUGCCACAGUCUCUUAAACAAGCACAGUUGUCAUUCAAGCAAGUAAUAGAGCUGUCAGCUGAGAUUGCAACCCUCCAGAUUUCAGUGUUGAACACAAGACAGGAGCUGAAGCACAGCAUGAAAGACAAACACAUUCUCCAGGAGAAAGCCUCAGCAGCCCAGUCGGACAAGUUGGCAGACUAAAUAACUCUUAUGGAGUCGAAGCUGGAGAUGACCUGAGAUGAGCCUGUGGCCACACAGAGUGACAGAUUAGCAGAUUAGUCAGUAGAUUAUGUUUCAGGGCCAACUGAACUCAACAGUGAUCCUCCUGGUGGAGUUUGCAGUGGAGAUUACAGAUGAAGCUGUCCAUAUUUGAUUAAUUGGUAUAUAAAUAAUGUUUGAUCUUGUGCCGUUUUGUCCGUCUAACUGAUACAUUUGUGGACUUUUUGAGAUAGAUGUGUUUGUGAAUGGUGUCUUUGAGGCUUAAUAAAGUGAAUGUAGUAGACUGUAUAUUAAUUUAUAAAUAUAAACAGAACCUGUUUGAAUCUUUUCAAUAAAUGGUAAGUACCA
This is a messenger RNA of Morone saxatilis (striped sea-bass), 1193 nucleotides long. RefSeq names its product coiled-coil domain containing 115 (gene vma22). NCBI's taxonomy places the organism in Eukaryota, Metazoa, Chordata, Actinopteri, Moronidae. The record is from RefSeq and is a predicted model, not a curated record. The coding region runs from base 159 to 827 and encodes 222 amino acids. Gene Ontology annotation, biological process: vacuolar proton-transporting V-type ATPase complex assembly. Gene Ontology annotation, cellular component: extrinsic component of endoplasmic reticulum membrane. The transcript has 5 exons.